AUGCCUGCCUAUGCCCGCUCUACACCAUUUAUUGCGCUUUUGAUCAUAGGAGUAUUAUUGCUUGUCGAAAUCCAACUGCUCUCUUCUGGUGAUGUAAAGAUGUCUCUGAAUAAGAUGGCCGAAGCAUUCCACGGCUGGCGAUUGUGUAUGGAGAUCCAACUGAACAUGAUAAGGCAAAAGCCUCUGAAGGUCUGGUUGAACUUUCCCAGUAUAACAGCGUUCUGCAGGACUACCACCGAAAUUCGCAGAAUCAAGCACAUCCCUCUGAGAAAUAAUGAUGAGGUUAAGCACUAUAUCCUUAGCCAUGAUAACGAUCCCAGUGUCACCGUUACCCUAGGUGUAGGUACUGAUGUUGGUGCUGAACGACAACUGCAACAUAUGCUUCCAGAGGGUUCGGAAUUCUUCGGAGCGGAUCCUGUAGCGAUGCCAAAUGCUGAAAUUUUCAGCAAAAUUGGAACAUUUUUUCCAUAUGCCAUCAGCAAUCGCUUCGGUCUUUCUUAUUCCACUAUCCGAGCAGACAAUGCGAAUUAUCCAUCCACCCAAAAAGUAAUGUAA
Messenger RNA from Ostertagia ostertagi, 555 nucleotides. NCBI's taxonomy places the organism in Eukaryota, Metazoa, Nematoda, Chromadorea, Rhabditida, Trichostrongylidae. The record is from the annotation of a GenBank genome assembly.